Messenger RNA from Sus scrofa (pig), 9655 nucleotides. The record is from RefSeq and is a predicted model, not a curated record. NCBI's taxonomy places the organism in Eukaryota, Metazoa, Chordata, Mammalia, Artiodactyla, Suidae.
AGUCACAUUAUUUUCUGACAGUGUAAAGGCCACGUUGUGAGGGUGGUUUCUUGGUAACUUCCUCUUUGCAACCGAUGUCAUUUUUUGAACAGAAACAGACUUUUAUUUAAGUGAAAUAUUAAUCUGAAAUGGCAGUUCAAGGGAAGCCAUGCAUGUGUUAACGUGUUCAGUAUUUUUGGAAGUUCCUAAUUUGCUCAAACAGGCAUCACUUUGCAGUGGCAACCGAGAAUAAAUUUAGGUUUGUGAAAAUGGUGUUUCACGUGAAAUUUUGGUUGUAAUGGCUCUUAAAAAACCCUCCCGUUUUUAGGUUAUCUAAUAACAUUGUCGAAAAUAAUUUGGUGAUUAAAAUUUACAAAAGUGUUGGAACCUAGUUUAAAACUUGCUCUUUCUCAGUGUCCGGAGUUUACUUAAAACCGUGUACUGUGCAGGCACCAAGGUGAAGAGUUUUAGUACAUAUGUGAUUUUACAGUUGACUGAGGGAAGUUGACUAUUGGCUUUCUUGUUUUCCAAACAAGACCCUUAUGCUAAUCUAAACAAGCUUGUUAAUAAAAUAUGGUGGGUGAAAUGAUGGGUUAUUUUUAGUCGGAAUGGUUUGAUUUCCCCUCCCCCAUAUAAUCACCCCCCCUUCCCCCGUUUUUCUUAAAGACUCCUUUAUCGGAUAUAAGGCCCUGGUGGUGUUUUCAUUUACUUACCUAAAGAAAUUGUAAUAUAUAUCUUGGUUACACAUUGGAAGUACAAUGGGUGACUUUUUUGUUUUCCCAAUGUGGUUUAUUUUCAUUUUUGUUAAAUAAGAUCCAUGUUGCUUGGUGUAUUUUUGUAAUCUUGACUUACUGGGACUGUAUGUUCUCACCAUUUAUAACAAGUUUAUAGUCUAGGGAAAUAGGGCAGCUUUGUCUCCAUGAAAACAGUGUGUAGGGUUGUAUCGUGGGAGUUCAUGGCAAGCAAGUUUCGGAAAUUAUCAUUGAGCACGUUCUAGAAAUAGUUAGCAUUUACCUGUGGAGGAGGGGCAGCAGAAGGAGAAUAGGCCUGAGAGUGGUUAGGCUCGUGAUUCCUGUUUAUACUUUUUGCUCUUAAAUCAGGUUUUUCUGCUUCUUUGGAAUAUGAUGUUUUGUCCAUUUCUGCUGUCAUGUACUGUGUGAUAUAUGUAAUCAUAACCAUUAAGUCCAUACAUAGAUAAUUACUAUUUUUUGCCAUUUGAGUAGUUAAAAUCAGACCUAGAGGACAAAAUACUAAGCUGUGUGGGGGAUGAAAAUAGUAUGCACAUUGAAAAAAGUUUUUUUUUUUUUUUAUUGUUAAGGAACUUAAUUAAGGGACUUACUAAUGGCAUAAAAAUUGUUUCAUAGCUCAUCACCAGUUUAUGAUUUUUCUUCCAGCAUAUAUCAACUUUGGUUAUUAAUAUGGGAGACACCCUUGGUAAAUGGAAUGGCCCCUUUUGAAGGUUGUAUUUUUUAAUUGGUUGCUUCAAAGAAGUGUUAAAUAUUUAAUAACUUUUACGUAUUCUCAACAUCUCAAUAUCAAAUUAAGAUUUGUCAUGAUUACUGUGAUACAUUCCUACCAAGAGAUCACUGCUUCCUCUGUACUGGGGGCCUAUCAAGCAGAUGGGGUAGAAGCUUAACACACAGGGGUUACUGGUAAAUAGAAAUAUGACUGAUGGACCUUUUGAAUGGCAACCUGUUGAAUGAAUAAUCGGUUUUUAUAUGGCAGUGAAAUAUAAGUACCACUUUAUCAAAUAAGUAGCUGACAGGACUCCUCCUCCAAUUUACUCCAGCAAUUAUUACUACAAAGAAUUUUUGACUUGAUGCAUUUUGAUGAAGUUAGUAUAAAUAAUUUGUUGGGUUUGUUCAGUUUCUGUGUUAUUUAUAUAAAAAGAAUUGAGAAGAAUGUGACUAGUAAGGAAGUCAGAGGAGAGGACGGCAAAAAUAUUGGCACUGUCUGGGACUUUGUAUUUUUCUAGUACAUAGAAUUUGACUCAUUUCAUAAAUGACAUUUAAAGUAUAAGUCAAUGAAAUGCAAAAGAAGAAAGCAGCUAACAUUGAGACAGUUAUAAAUAUACAUAGUAUUGAAGGGCUAAGGACCCCCCCCCCGGGGGGGGGGUGCUGUGUAGUAGAGAAAUGGUAGUUCACUGAUUUGGAGACCACCAUGGCCCUAUCUCCUGCUCUAUCACCAACAGAUACUUGAAGUUAAAAAAGAGAACAGAACAGAACAACCUGUGAAGGAGGUCAUGCUGGAGAGGUUUGCUAUUCACUGCCUCUGGAAAUGGACUCCCUAAGAGUACAAUUAAUUGCCAUGUUAACAGAGUCCAAGGAAAGGAUUCUGCUUCAGCUCAGCUGUAAGAAAGGUGUGAGGUGCUUUCUAUGUCAUUUUUACCUCAGGCUAAUCCUAUGAAGUGGGUAGUAUUGGGCUCUUUUUGUGGAUUAUUGAAACAGCAAGGUGCAGGUAAGUUAAUUCAUUUGUCCAAGGCCACAAAAUGAUCAAAGGAGCACUAGGAUUCAAACCUAGGUGUGUCUGAGCCGUAGUCCAUGUUUUUAGAUGACUGAACUGGGCCAAAAUUUCUCAGCUGUUUUGUCAGUCUUGUCUACAGUUAUCCUUGCAAAAACUAGUGUUUUUUAUUCAAAUUUAUAAUUUUGUAGUUAGGGUCUCUACCAACUGGGUCAAAUGAUUGCAUGGAUAAAUGAAAUUUAUAUAUGGGGCUCAAAUGGCAUUGGCUUAACUCUAGAACUGCUUAAUAAGAUGCAAUCUUCUGGUCAACUGCUGUAUUUCCUACAUUAAGAUUGACAGCAGUGCUGUAGCCUUUCCACAUACUGUCAGCAGAAAUAAGAUGUGGUUCCAUACGUACAAUUAAGGAAAAGCAAAUAAAAGUUCCUGAAAACUUGUAGGAGAAAACUCAUAAAAGUCUUCUUGUGCAGCGUAUCGAUUCUGUCAGGGGUUCUUGAAGAGAACUGCUUGGUUUCAAACUUGGGCUCUGUCCCUUACUAGUUUUGUCACUCAAGGGGAGUAACACCCGCUGUGUCUCAGUUUCCUGCUCUGUGUAAAGGGACAGUCAACUUCUAGAGUUGAGAGGAAUAAGAGAACUGUGUAUGUAAAUUGCUGAGAACAGAAGCUGACAAACAAGCAUCAUGGAAAUCAUCAGCAACAGCAACUUGUGAUUGGCGGUACUGGAUAUUGAAUUGUACAUCCCCACAUCAAUGCACUGCCAAUGGGUUAUAUCCUGUGUUGUGACCUCAUGGUUUAAGUGGGAAUAAAGAUGAGUAUAAGCAGUGAUGAGGUCAACUUCUUGGUAUAUAGAUACUUGCAAGAGUCAGGAUUUUCUCAUUCAGCGUUCACCUUUGGUAUAGAAAGCCAUAUCAGUCAGUCUAACAUAAAUGGUGCCCUCGUCCCACCUGCUGCAUUGAUCUCCAUCAUCCAGAAAGGUCUACAGUAUGUAGAGGCAGAAGUUAGUAUUAAUGAGGAUGGUACCUUGUUUGAUGGCCGACCAAUAGAGUCUCUGUCACUGAUAGAUGCCGUGAUGCCUGAUGUAGUACAAACAAGACAACAAGCUUAUAGAGAUAAACUUGCACAGCAACAAGCAGCAGCUGCUGCAGCUGCCGCAGCUGCAACAAAUCAACAAGGAUCUGCAAAAAAUGGAGAAAAUACAGCAAAUGGGGAGGAGAAUGGAGCACAUACUAUAGCAAAUAAUCAUACUGAUAUGAUGGAAGUGGAUGGGGAUGUUGAAAUCCCUCCUAAUAAAGCAGUUGUGUUAAGGGGACAUGAAUCAGAAGUUUUCAUCUGUGCCUGGAACCCUGUUAGUGAUCUCUUGGCAUCAGGGUCUGGAGACUCAACAGCAAGAAUAUGGAAUCUUAGUGAAAAUAGCACUAGUGGCUCCACACAGUUAGUACUUAGACAUUGUAUACGAGAAGGAGGGCAAGAUGUCCCAAGCAACAAGGAUGUGACAUCUCUAGAUUGGAAUAGUGAAGGUACACUUCUAGCAACUGGUUCCUAUGAUGGAUUUGCCAGAAUAUGGACUAAAGAUGGUAACCUUGCUAGCACCUUGGGGCAGCAUAAAGGUCCUAUAUUUGCAUUAAAGUGGAAUAAGAAAGGAAAUUUCAUCCUAAGUGCUGGAGUAGACAAGACUACAAUUAUUUGGGAUGCACACACUGGUGAAGCCAAGCAACAAUUUCCUUUUCAUUCAGCACCAGCAUUGGAUGUUGAUUGGCAGAGCAACAACACCUUUGCUUCUUGUAGUACAGAUAUGUGCAUUCAUGUCUGUAAAUUAGGACAAGACAGACCUAUUAAAACAUUCCAGGGACACACGAAUGAAGUAAAUGCUAUCAAAUGGGACCCAACUGGCAAUCUUCUGGCCUCCUGUUCUGAUGACAUGACUUUGAAGAUCUGGAGUAUGAAACAAGAUAAUUGUGUCCAUGAUUUGCAAGCACAUAAUAAAGAAAUUUAUACUAUCAAAUGGAGUCCAACAGGGCCAGGGACAAAUAACCCAAAUGCCAACCUUAUGUUAGCAAGUGCAUCCUUUGAUUCUACUGUUAGAUUAUGGGAUGUAGACCGAGGAAUUUGCAUCCACACUUUGACAAAACACCAAGAGCCUGUGUACAGUGUAGCUUUCAGUCCUGAUGGCCGGUAUCUGGCAAGUGGUUCUUUUGACAAAUGUGUGCACAUCUGGAACACACAGACAGGUGCUCUUGUUCACAGCUAUAGGGGAACAGGUGGAAUUUUUGAAGUUUGUUGGAAUGCAGCAGGAGACAAGGUUGGAGCCAGUGCAUCAGAUGGUUCAGUUUGUGUAUUAGACCUUCGGAAAUAGCGCUACUAGUUGGAAGCCAUGGACCGACUAUGAAUGUGUACAUAGCCAAAAUGACUGUCCCCGACCCAAGUACUGCUAUAGUCCCACUUGAACCAUGGCCAGUCCACUACAGCCAAAUCUAAGAGAAAUAUAUACAUACAGUGUAUAUAAACAAAAUUGCACCCUGAAGAUGACAGAAUUUUGUCACAGCUUGUGAAUUCUGUUCACCAAGUGCUGGAAUCUAAUCUGCUGUGCCCCUAAAAUAGCAUUUAGAAGUUUUGGAUAUGAAAAACAGAAGAGAGAAAAAGUAUGCGUUAUAAAAGCAGCCCAUACAUGUACCAGUUUUUGGAUACUAAUGACAGCCUUGUUUUUCCCCUUUGAAUCAGCAGACACCAUGGAUUAUAUUCUUUUUUUCCCUUCAGUAGUUUAGCAGUUUGUAUGUACAGAGAAUACGGACUUACAAAAACUUGCAGCAGUAGUUUGUUCUUGCUUUUAAACUUUGUUUUUGGUUUAGUUUAUGGAUGCAUGAAGUAAGGGAGUGAAUCAGUUUCUUGUUUAUAUUUUUUUCACCUUUUAAACAAAAAAUUCUUAAAAAUAUUUUAAUGCAUUGUUUUGAAGAGAUAGAUGUUUGGUACAUUUAUGGCUCCCAGAGCAUAUAUUCAAUUGGUGCAUGUUGUAGGAGGGGGAAUUGGAAGUUGAAAGAACUAUAUGACUUUGGUCAUGUCAAUCUGUUAGACACAUCAGUAAAAGGGUAUUAUGCGCUGUUUUUUGUGCUUUUGUUUUUGUUUUUGCUUUGUUUUUUGUUCUGGGGGGUUUUCUGUUGCUUUUUGUUGUUUUUUUUUUAGGGGGGUUGGGUUUUUUUGUUGUUUGUUUCUGUUUUGUUUUGGUGAUGUGGCUUAAAUGCAAUAGUUUCUUUUUUGGGACAUAUUUCUGCCAAUUAAAGACUAGAAGGGCACAAUUUUUUUAAUACCAUAGAGAAGAUGCAUAAAAAAAAAAAAUCUUCUGAUGUUUUGUAGCCAUAACUAAAUUAUGGUUAAAAUGUGCACUAUUGUGAAAAGGAGCAAAGUAGGUUUGGGUUUUUUCUGUUGUUUGUUUCUUUUGCUUUGUUUUUUACGAGAUUAAAAUGUUUCUGGAUAAGGAUUAGCUUCUCAAAGUGUCCAUCAUUGUGUAGAAGCUUAAAUAUGUAAUGUAACCAAACUCCAGUAUUAAAAAAUCUCUCAUGUUAUUUUUCUUUAUUCAAAGCAAGAUAACGGCAUAUAACACUGCCAUUACAUGGCAAAAUGUUUGCUACCUUAGUUUAAAAACAAUCUUUAAAACAAAAGACUUGCUUCAAGGUGUUUUUAAAUAGCAGUGAUUCAAAAUUUUUUUCAAAAAAGUUAUAAUUGCACUAACCUCCCUGCUGCUCUGAUUUUGCAUUUGUGGUACUUGUGACUACAUUUUUUCAAAUAUAGAUAGAUUUAAGCUGCUAUUUUUUUGUUUUUUCAGUAAUCACUACCAAAUCAUGUCUUUUACUCUGUUUAUAAUAUCACGUAUUUUCUUAAGAUGUAGGUAUCAGAUCAAACCUCUUCUUGUGUUCAUGCAACUAAAAGCAGAAAUAUACAGAAUUUACAAAUGAUAGCAUGAGGCUAUGUUUAUAUGUGUGAUUAACAGGGUUUGUCAUGGUUAAUGUAAUAAUCCAGAAGUAUCAAUUUUGAAGAGAAGAGUUGUCAAAUUUACAUUUCAAAGAUUUUAAUUAAGGAAUAUUGUUUAUUAUCAAGCUUGGCAAAUUUAUAACACUAUUUCUGUCACUAAUUAUUUUGAUGCUUUUAGUGCUAAAAUUUUAAUCUAUGUUUUAAGUUUAAGUAGAAACUGAUUUAACCCAAGUAAUGCAGCUUUCAUUUUCAGCAUUUGUUGUUUUGCUAUUUUUACAAAACAGCAUUGAUUGAAGCAAGUCUUGGUUUUACUAAGGUAGGAUAGCAUUUGCUAUUGGUAAAGAGGAUAAAUACACUUAAUUUCACAAUACAUUGUUAUAUGUACCCCAGUUGUUGUUAGUGGGGACUAUGAUACUGUAAUAAUAUUUUUUAAACUUUACAUCUAGAGAGGCAGUCAUUCAUGAUGGUUUUGUGCCAGCUGUUUUUAGGGUUUUGGAUCACAUUAUAGCUAUUUAGAACUAUUACCCUGUGACUUAUGUAGGAAACCUAAUAUGCUGAGUAUCUGGCACUUGAAAUCCUGCUUUUAUUGCUGGAGGUCCACAUCUGUGGUUGACCUCUGUUGUUGUUUUAAAAAAAAUUAAAUAAAAAUAAAAAAAUCUGUGCAAUAAUUUUUAAAUGUGCUCCCAGGAAUAGACACAAAUGUUUUGAGUAUGUUUAAGCUGCAUUUUCCUUUAGCGAUGCAUUUGUCAAUUGCACUGAAUUUAAAUCUGAAAGUCAGAGGUGAUUAUUGAUAGUACUUUUGUAUUUUGAUAUGGACAACUUAUUCAUUUGCAUACAGUUAUUGACCUUUUUUCCCCCAGCUGAUUAAAAGAUAGUCAUGCAGUAUAUCUGCAGUAUAGCUGCCAAAAUAGACAGCUACAUGUUUAUGAUGUUGUCAUCUUCUCUGUUUUUUUUUUUUUUUAAAUCUUCAGCUAUUUUACUUAAGCAUAAUAACCACAAUAGAACAUAUAAAAGAUUAUAAAUACAGAGCUUUAUUAUCCUGAAGUCUUGGGUCUUUUAAGUAUAAACUGUCAGAAAGAUAUCCAUUUUGUAGGCUUGGGUUCUUCAUGAGCAUACAGUUAUUUCUUUUUGCUGCUGUUCUCACGUCAUCAUUGCCUGCUGAUGUGCCACGAUGCUGCUCCCAUAGACAAAAAUAAGAUUGCCUCUAAUUUGAGCAGUAACAUGAUAAAGACACCAAGUUUCACAGCCUGUAAAGUUCUAUAUUUGAGGUUCUUGCUUAUUUUUCCUUUUUUUUCUCUAAGAAUUUAUCUGAAAAUCACUGAUUCCAGUAGAUUUUCUUUUCCAUUCAUUAUAGUAUCAUUGUUGUAUAGGCUACUGUAAAAAACUUACAAGGAAAAAGAGAAAGGAAAACUUGAAUGAAUAGAAUGCUCAUUGAUUAAAGUAGAAUGAAGAACAGCUGUCACUCUUAAACAUUGUAAAGGAAUAUGGUUUUUUUUUUUUUCUGUAGAAAAUUCCAUAAAUUCUUAUAUUUGUUCCAAUCCCAAUUUCCUGUCAUUGAUCAGGCACCAUCAUUGACUUUCAAAUGACUUUUAGAAGUGGUAACUCUUAAUUUCCUAAUAGGUUUUAGACUAUCCAAUUUUGUUUUAAUUAAUUAUUCUCUAGGUAAAUAUGUUUUAGGAUUAAACACCUUUUGCAGAUACUGAAAGUGCCUCCUUUUGUGGUGUAAAAAACAAAUUAUGGUGCAAAAAGUAAUCAUUAGAUUGAAUUACAUGAAGGUUUUUUGCUUUUUGACAUAAAAAUGUCAAGAGAAAGGCCAAAGAUUUGUACUUUUUCACUUAUAAAGCACUCCUUUUUUCCUUAAACUUAUUUCUGUCAAAUUAGAUUUAACGAGAGAGUACUAUUUUUAAGGAGCUAUCUGUUUAUGUAGAAUGAUUUUGUUAAGAGUAAUGUAAACUAUUAUUGAGUAGAGGCCUGGAGAGAAGUGGGCAUUUUUGCUGUUUAAAGGAAUUACAAAUGACCAUUCUUAAUGUCAGCAAAAAUGUUAAGUUUUACUAGGUAAGCAGAAAAAAAAUAAAUCUCAAAUGCAGUGCUAUUUACUCUUUUCAAAACAGUUUUCAUUUUAAAGCACAUUAUAUGUUUCUAUAGAACCUGCAUUUAUUCUUGCAUGCUAAGGAUGGUACUUGAAUUUGGUGAAUUACUAUUGACAGUUUCCACAGAAAUCUUGUUUCAGUGGACCAACAUUGUGGCAUGGCAGCAAAUGCCAGCAUUUUGGGGAAUAGCAGCAAAUCUACAAGAGACCCUGGUUGUUUUUGUUUUUGUUUUUAAUUUGUUUUUUGUUUGUUUCUUAAUCAGCAGGGAUGGAAGGGGAAUAGGGAAGUUAUGAAUUACUCCUUCCUGUAGUAGCUCUGAAGUGUCACAUUCAAUAUCAAUUAAAAAAAAAAAAACCAUGAUUCUAGUUAAGUGUAGAAGAGAGAAAGAAAAAAGUGUUCACUUUUUUAAUACACUGAUUUAGAAAUUUGAUGUCUUAUAUCAAUAGUUCUGAAGUAUUAAAUAGCAUUCUUUAUUUCUGCCUUUACGUUGACAGUGUUGAAGCAGGGUGAAUAACUAGGGCAUAUAUAUUUUUUUUUUUUUUCCUAGUAAGCUGUUUCAUGAUGUUUUCUUUGGAGUUUCUGAAUAAGUUCAGGAAAACAUUCUGCAUGUUGUAUCUAGUCUGGUGUACUUAGCCAUCUCAUAAAAAAAACAAAAACACACAGACUGCAUUUUGUAGCUCUGUAAUUCCUAAAUACAGAAGUAAUUUUCUUCUUUCCUGACUUUGACAUCGUAGUUAUAAUGUUCUAAUUUUGAUUUUUACAAAUCCUUUGGGUCUAAUUCUGUGAGCCUACCUAUAGCACUGGAUUAAAAUGUCUACAUCAUUUCUUUAGUUAUCCAGUUAACUUUAAAACUGUUGUAAAAGUGUAAACCAGCCCAUGACAGUUUUUUGUACAUGUUAAAGAACUUUAUCAUUCAGUUUUCAUGAUUAUUGUGUAAGGAAGACUGAUAUUAGAUGUUCUAUGCUGUCCUGGACCAUGUUAAUUACACUUAUGAUGUAUUUUGGUUCCACAUCACAAUGAUUUGUCCCCAAUGACCCUUUUAUCCUUUCUAGGCACAUUUUUUGUUGUUGUUGUUGUUGCAGUUUCCCUUUGCAUUGUAUUGCUUUGACAACUGUAAUUUGAAUCAGAUCUGAAAGAGGUCCAGAAUAAAAUAUAUUUUGAUAUUA